AUGGUCGCUGUGGUUGCUGUUGGCAGUGGUCUAGAGAGGAAAAAGUUGACCCACUUCAUAACGGCUACUGUCUGCAUCCCAAAUCCCGGAAAUCAUGCAGUGCUGUGGAGAAGUUGUUCACAAUAUAAACAGGUAACCAGCAAUGAGGACCUGCUUCUGUCCCAGUUUAUUUCUCUAUUUACUGGAUGCAUUUAUGGAAGGCUCCUAACAGGUCUUUGUGAGAAGAAACAAAAAGAAAUCACAAAAGGGAUUGAAAGAGCUCAAAUAAUGGGUUUUAUGCCAGUUACAUACAAGGAUCCUGUGUAUCUCAAAGACCCUGAAGUUCGUAACAUCAAAUAUCGGGAGUAA
Messenger RNA from Rhinolophus ferrumequinum (greater horseshoe bat), 348 nucleotides. Its product is annotated as 28S ribosomal protein S18c, mitochondrial-like. Gene Ontology annotation, molecular function: small ribosomal subunit rRNA binding; structural constituent of ribosome. The record is from RefSeq and is a predicted model, not a curated record. Gene Ontology annotation, biological process: mitochondrial translation. Gene Ontology annotation, cellular component: mitochondrial small ribosomal subunit; ribosome. Bases 1 to 348 code for a protein of 115 amino acids. NCBI's taxonomy places the organism in Eukaryota, Metazoa, Chordata, Mammalia, Chiroptera, Rhinolophidae. The transcript is spliced from 2 exons.